Messenger RNA from Zalophus californianus (California sea lion), 507 nucleotides. RefSeq names its product 40S ribosomal protein S24-like. Gene Ontology annotation, cellular component: ribosome. Bases 13 to 333 code for a protein of 106 amino acids. The record is from RefSeq and is a predicted model, not a curated record. Gene Ontology annotation, biological process: translation. The transcript has a single exon. Gene Ontology annotation, molecular function: structural constituent of ribosome. Lineage: Eukaryota; Metazoa; Chordata; Mammalia; Carnivora; Otariidae.
UUGGCCGCCAUCAUGAACGACACAGUAACUAUCCGGACGAGGAAGUUCAUGAGUAACCGACUACUUCAGCGGAAACAGAGGGUCAUUGAUGUUCUUCACCCUGGAAAGGCAACAGAACGUAAGACAGAAAUUCGGGAAAAACUAGCCAAAAUGUACAAGACCACACCAGAUGUCAUAUUUGUGUUUGGAUUCAGAACCCAUUUUGGUGGUGGUAAGACAACCAGCUUUGGCAUGAUUUAUGAUUCCUUGGAUUAUGCAAAGAAAAAUGAACCCAAACACAGACUUGCAAGACAUGGCCUGUAUGAAAAGAAAAAGACAUCAAGAAAACAGUGAAAGGAAUGCAAGAACAGAAUGAAGAAAGUCAGGGGAACUGCAAAAGCCAACGCUGGUGCUGGCAAAAAGUGAGCUGGAGAUUGGACAACAGAAGGAGUAAAGAUGCUGCAGUGGCUUUAUCUGUGGUGGUUGUGCAGAUUUUUCAUGAGAGGAUCAAUAAACUAAAAAUGUUAA